Molecule: messenger RNA, 483 nt
Organism: Protopolystoma xenopodis
Lineage: Eukaryota; Metazoa; Platyhelminthes; Monogenea; Polystomatidea; Polystomatidae
Source: the annotation of a GenBank genome assembly
ACCAUCGGGUGUCUUCCGUCCACUGCUGUCCACUGCCGUCCACUUAGACGCUGGCCGACGCUUUUAUCUGAUUCCCCUAAACUUUUUCUCUCUUUCUCUCUCUCUCUUGCCUCAUCUAUCUUCUCCUCUUCCCUCUCUCUAAUCGACGCUGUAACUGGUCCAGUGAGCUUGGCAUCUUCUCCUGCCCCCCCCCCCAACCCCACCUUCAUCCUGAGUCUGUCUGCGUCCUACUUUGGCUGGGCAGCAUCAGCAGCUGGCCAGCGCAAGAGAUGUCCGCGUCUAGGAGUGAGUCCGUCCAUCCGUCCGGCUGUUAACCCCGUGUCAGACUUGCACACUUUGGGGCACAGGGGGCGGGUGGUUGAAUGGGAGAGGAGGGGGUUAUUCUGGUGCCCCACCUCUUUCCCUCUCCUCCAAACGCGUACAUUCGUCCAUAAGUCCAGAAGUCCUGCCGGCCAAACCACUUUGGUACAGUAUUUCUCCUGA